Molecule: messenger RNA, 2534 nt
Organism: Diatraea saccharalis (sugarcane borer)
Lineage: Eukaryota; Metazoa; Arthropoda; Insecta; Lepidoptera; Crambidae
Source: the annotation of a GenBank genome assembly
UUUUAAAAAACGAAUGUUUCCAAAGCGGUUCAACAAUAAUAAAUGUGAUAAUAUUGUGAUAGUAAUAAAUACAUGAAAAUAUUAUUAGAUCAAAUAUAGUUUUAAAUAAUAAUGGCCAUUAUAUUCAGUGCUGUGGCUCGUGAUGAUAAUAUUUUAACAAAGUUUGCAUCGUGCGAAGGCAAUUUCACGGAAAUCAUGCAGCAAGUACUGUCCAAGAUCCCAUUUUGUAAUGACAAAAUGACAUAUUUACACGGUCACUAUUUAUUCCAUUACAUAGUAGUGGAUAAACAUUGCUACUUUUGUAUAACUGACAAAUUGUGUCAGCGAUCAAGAGCAUUCUUAUUCCUCAAUGAAAUACGAAGAAGGUUUGUUAACAAAGGCAAAGGAGAAUUCACUAGUAUUUUAGCAGAUGAGAUGUAUCGUUAUAGCUUAGAUUACAACACAAUUACAAUAAGAAAAGGAGAAAUCGACGAACUUAAUAAAAUUGGUGUUGAUAGCAGUGAAAGUUUACUUGGUGAGAAGAUAUUGCUCGUAAACAAUCCAGAUAAUUUAACAUUUAGCACUAUCACCUACGUUGGAAAAGCUCCACAAGAAAUAGUGGUCACCUUGAAAGAAUCCAAAAUGUGUUUCAUCAUUGUUGUGAUAAUAGUUUUAGCAUUAGGGAUAACAAUUUUCAUAUUUAGCCCUAAGUUCAGCAUAGCUCUUAUAAUCGUGCUACUAUUUUAUUUAUAUCAAUCUUUUUUAAAAACUUAAGAUGGAUUUUAUUUAAUCGUAUUAAUUGUAAACUAGAAGUCCUCUACUAUCUUGUGAAUAAACUUUAAACUUAAUCGUCGCAUAGUAAAAUAUAUUAAGAGUGAAAGUUCUAUAAUAUAUCUUGUCGAUAUUAUUAACUAACAUAGUAAAAAAUAUAAAAUAACUUACAUAAUAAAAAAUACGCUAAGAUUAAAAGUAAAGCGAUCUCUAUAUUCUUUUGAGUAGUUUUACAUUAUAAACAUAAGCAGAUUGAAAUUAUGUGAUCUGAAGUCUUACUUAUAGCUUUCCACCUACGGCUUUACAACAGUUGAAACUAAGGCUAUUUAUUAUUCGCGAUAAAAACUAUCUUGUCUUUUUUCAAAUCCUUUAUUAUCAAAUUUCUCCUAUCUAUUUAUCAAAUUUCAUUAAAAAUAGUUUAGGCGUGAAAACGUAACAGACACACAGAGAGACAUAGUCAGUUUUGCAAUUAUAAUAUUAGUGGGAGUCGCUAUUUAACCACAUAUUUUUGUCUAGAGAAGCCUCCAUACUAGUGGCGUUUCCUAAACGAUUUCUGUAUCAGAAUUCAUUCUAAUUGAUUAAUGGUUCGGUAAAUAUGAUAUAAGUACAGCUGGGCGUAAAGACAAAAGAGAUAACGAGACGUAAUCAACGACAUAGAAAGGGACAGGGGAUGGAAUAUUACAAUUCCGAAUAAUUUUUCAUUUUUCCAUUAAUCACUCGCAAAAGUCCGUAAAGCCAUAGGCUACAAAGGAACUCAUAUUUAUCAAUUGUCCUUACAAGAACAGUAUAAUAAUGAGAGUUGGGUAAACCUUUCAUUGGGUAAGCAUUUUAUGCAGAUCAGCUGAUCUGCUGAGUAGUCCGUUUUCGUUUGAUACGUUCAAGACUAGUGAAUGCAAUUCGCCAAAAGUGGCCGAGGUCUCGCGAGAUAUCGGUCAUUAUUAACAGAUUUAUAUCGGCCCAAAAAUGAGAUCUCGCCUUAACCCCAAUCUCGCAAGAUUGCAUUAUCUACUAUGUAAUGGAAAAGUGGUUAAUACUCACAUAAAACAGCUGUUUGUUAUGCGUCGUGUUCUGUAGCGUAUAGAAUAGUUUGUGGGCACCACGUGCCGCAGUCUGUGCACCGACCAGCGAUGAAAGCGCUAAUACUACGCUUUCAUUCAGCUGCUGCAGCGCUAGCGUCCGUGUGUGCUCUAAAAACGAAAUCUUUAUUAAUUUAAGAACUUUAUCAAGUGCUAAUCCUAUUUUUAUCAUGUAAAUACCUAUGUAGAUAAAUAUAUAGUGAUAGAAUAUUUAGCUGUAGAAAUACAAUUACCGGUCUUAUCACUGAAAGCAAUUUAUUUCAGGCAGCUUUGGGAUGGAGUAAAAGAUGGUGGAUUGUGACCAGCCCAAUGACCCCAAUGUUGGGGCACAGGCCUUCCCUAUACUUAGAAUCGAAUCAAAUCGAACAGGAAGAAUGGGCCAUUACCCACCACGCGGGCUCCGUGCUUUUUGGUAAGAGUUAACGACUGCAGAUACAGCCGGUACUAACAGCUUAACGUGCCUUCCCAAGCACGGAGGAACUCGAGAUAAUAUUUUUGGUCACUCAUCCUAAGACCGGCCCUUGCGAAAGUUGCUUAACAAAUGUAUCGCAGACUGAGCGCACUAACCAUUGCGCCACGAGUGGGCUAAAGGUACACACCUUUGUGUAAUUAAUAACUACCUAUAGAGAGAAUUAAGGGUGCAAUCAAUUAGUAACCAAAUUAGUAUCUGUUAAUUAAUUAAUUAAACAAUAUACCUAUGUAAAAAGC